Molecule: messenger RNA, 1995 nt
Organism: Alternaria atra
Lineage: Eukaryota; Fungi; Ascomycota; Dothideomycetes; Pleosporales; Pleosporaceae
Exons: 2
Coding region: 1-1995 (664 amino acids)
Source: RefSeq, a predicted model, not a curated record
AUGGCUAGAAACAAGAAACAGAAUAAGAACAAUUCCAACGCUCAUGCGAAUGAUAAUACGAAGUCUGGCCCCAAGAAGAAGUCCCAGGGCAGCAUGUACGAAAAGCAAGAGGAGAAUAGGGAUAUAACUUUGGAGGAGCUCGACUCUUCUUUAGCACAGAGUACAGAGGAGAGCGAAAACAAGGCGAUGUACGAAGCGGAUGACACUGCGAAAAUAUUCGAAGAAUCUGUAGAAAUCAGUCGAGCUACAGAACAAACACGGGAAGAGAUCCUGCAAGACGAGCUUUCGCAGCCAAAGCACAUUAUCACCGAGACUGAGCUACUUCCAACUACCACGCAAGACGAACUAGACUCCAGCGAUCUCUCUAGUGAUGCCCAUGUUAGGAACCAAGCUUCUUUAAACGCUUGGUCCAUUGAUGGGGGAGAGGUUCAAGAUGUUACGGACUCUAAAGAUGGCCUAGGUGGUGGGCUCCAGCGAACUCCUUUCGAGGUGCAGGUAUCUCAAGAAGACGUAGACGUGACGAAAAUCGAAGAUGAUAAGGAAGGCAUGGUGGUGCCGACCGAGGACAUCAUUCGUUAUUCAAAGCUCGAGGAUGAGGCAGCACGUAGAAAGCAUUGUGGUAGCGUGCCAUCAGCUCAGCCCGGACCCCAUCAGCAGCCAUCACCGGUAUCCUCUAGGCAGCUGCUUGACGGACUCAAACCCUCUACCAAAUACCAGAGAAACAAAUUACAAGCAUCGACCAAGUUGCCGGCCCAGGAGCCGAAGCUUUAUGAUCGAGCGGCACCAUCUCUUCAAGGAAUUCUGGAACAACCCACCACUACCCGGCCAGCUCCUACUGAGUCGCAGCUGCCUAGCAAACCCAAGGCUACUACUCGAGAUUAUAGUACCGAGACACUCAAGCCUGUUACUCGGAAUCAAAGCACUCAAACACCCAACACUACUACGCGGGAUCAAGGCACUCAGACAGAAGUAUCGAUUGAUUCACCAGCCCAGGAGCCGAAGCUCCAAGGUAGACCACCAUCACCGCUUCGCAAAAUUCUCAAGAAGCCUAGCAAUACACCGCCAUCGUCAACUGGGCCACAGAGCCAGGAGAAGCGGAGUUCAGAUGGAAGGCCGAAACCACCGCUUCAUGACAUUCUCGAGUGCCUAACUAAGGAUCGUAGUGUGAACUCGGUACAACCCACGCAGGAGCGGAUGGAACCAGGACAGGAGCGAAUAAUUCGUGAUCUGGCUCAAAAGAUUCCCGUGAAAACCCCAGAACACGCAACCCGACUCGCAAAGCCUGAUAUACCUGCACCCAGGCAAGUUCAACCAGAUACCAUGCCUCCGCCUAUACUACGGCCUAAUGGUCAGGCAAUGCUAACCACUACCGGUCCUAUUCUGAAGCUAAUCGUGGACAACUACGCUUAUCCAUUUGUAGCUAACCGCGAACAUAUCCUCGCGACCAACACUACUUACUUCUCUGCGAAUGUUCGCGAACAUACCGGCACACCGCUUGGUCGCCAACUAGGGCGGUAUGUCAACUUCAGUGGCGAACAAUUCUUUCUCGAAGUCAUCAAGGAGUACUCGCAAUGGCUUUACGACGGCACGAUUCGUAUCAUGGCUUCUCUUGUCCGAGUUACUCCCGCCAACGCCGACCUAGCCUUCAAAUUCCUGGCCAGAGCCUAUGUUUUCGGCGAGCAUAUCAACGACAAGCGUUGGAUGAACGAAAUCAUGGAUGCGUUCAUUAGUGUGCACAUCCGGGAUUGGCGCUUCGAGAUGGACGAUAUUAUCUUGUACACGUACGAGUUUACGAAGUCUACGUCGCCUAUGCGUAGGUUGUUGGUAGAUAUGCAUGCGUAUUGCCUCAAGUCAUGCGACAAUGUGAAGGUUAAGCUCAGGGAACUGCCGACCAAGUUUGCGAUGGAUAUUCUGGUGACGUUGGAUGAGGUUGGAACUGCUACAAGCAGGGAUUGGCGGGAACGUCUAAACAAUCGAGAGACGUAUCAUGUAUAG